Molecule: messenger RNA, 772 nt
Organism: Drosophila persimilis
Lineage: Eukaryota; Metazoa; Arthropoda; Insecta; Diptera; Drosophilidae
Product: reticulocyte-binding protein 2 homolog a
Exons: 3
Coding region: 34-756 (240 amino acids)
Source: RefSeq, a predicted model, not a curated record
AUUUUUUUGGGUAAUAAUUUCCAUAAAAAUAAAAUGUCCGGAACAAUUGACGAGGGCGCUGUUGGAGGCGAUGUGAACAAUAAUGACACAGAUCUGGCCACUGCCAACGAGCAGGAGGAAGUGCAGCCACAACCACAGCCACAGCUGGAGCACCAGCAGCCACAAAAUGAGCUGCUCGAUAUGGUUUUCACAUUGGAGAGCGAGAAACAGGCGUUGCUAGAGGAGUCUCGAAAGAGAAUCGGAGCACUUCGAAAAGAUUUUGAGGAAUCGAAAUUCGAAAAUGAGCGGUUAAAGAAGCGUGUGGCUCAGCUGGAGCAGGCCCUCAAGCAGUCCGUCAUGCUGGGCGGGACAGAGGCGCCCAAGUCUCGCCAAGAACAGGAGGAGCUGCUGCUCAAGGCAAAGACACUGCUGUUCGAGAAGACCAAAGUAAACAAGCAACAGGAACAGCAGAUCUCCGUGCUGAAGAAGCAGGUGGAGUCCGUGAAGGACGUGGUCCAAGUGACCAAGGACAUGCUGCAGCUGAAGACCGCAGAGUGCGAGCACACACAGGAGCGACUGGAGAAGAGCCAGCUGUGGAUCAAGGCCGAGCAGGAUAAGUGUGCACUGACCGAGAAGAAACUGGUCAUAUCCAAGGGCGUGUAUGACAAGUUGCGGGCAGAGUAUGACACACAAUCGAAGAUAUUCAAGGAUCUGAGGUCCGCCUACGAGCAGAAGAUAAAGGUUCUGAGCGUUGCAUUGGAGGAGGCCAAAAAAUAGUGGAACAAUUUAAUAA